ACUUUCAUUCAUUAAUUUAUCUGUUACCAGUUUUCAUGUCAAAAACACAAUUUCAAUCGUGUUUAGUAUUGGAUCCCCUUCGCUUCAAAAAGAGAAUUAUAUAUUCAUUUUAUUUUGUGUACCAAAGAUAAACCCAUGGGGCUUUAAGAAAAACAAGGUCUUGACAUUUGUCUUUACAUUAAUUGCAAGUAAACCGAUCAAGACGGUAGUUACGCACAUAUCAAAGUGUGGCGAAGCAUGAUUGUGCAGAAGAGGCAUUGUGUAUGAGGAGGUGCGUUAAGUCCUUUAGGUCUGAAGAGAUUGGAAGAGAAGUGAUAGUUAGUUUGUUGGCAUUUCUUGCCCCCUAGUGCUCAAAUCAGAAACUGCAUCUGUAAGUGAGGAGGCUCAUUUGUAGGUAAAGACUCAAUAUGUUAAAUAUCGUGUUUAAUCUGAUGCAGCAUGUGUCACAACAGCAAGGGAAACCUUUCAAUGUUUAAUUUCACUAUUAUUUUGUAGUUUAUGUUUUGAGUACUAUACGAACUGGCUCUAUUGUAAUAAUGUUUUUAAUAUGCACCCACACCGCCCUCAGCUAAAGUUUCUAAUGUAUUUAUACAUUAUAUACAGUUAUUGAUGCAUACAGGGUUUCCAUGCAGCUCUCCCCAGAGGUUGAUAAAGUAAUGUAUCAUUUAUAUUCAGAAAGGUAAUUUUCCAUAAAAAAAAACAUUGGUGGUGCAGCAAAAUGGAAAUAUAGGCACACACACUAAACAAUAUAUAGACAUUAAACACACAAUACAAAAAAAGAAAACUCCAGAAUGAAAGGUGUUACAACAAAUCAACGUAUAAGUGUAGUUAAAGAAAUCUAAAGAAAAUAUCUCCUUGAGUUUUUUAAAAUGGAUAAAUAAAUUAAACGUGCAUGUUGUUGCUGUCAGAGCAGAAUGGUUUAGAAUUACUAGUUGUGUUAUCAGAUCCAUUUGUGGCCGGAUGGAUUGGUGUCUGCUUGGUCAAUGGGGUCAUUGAUUUGAUGGGACAGUGCUUGUGCAAGUCAUGCUGAAACUGGUAUUGUAGUCCGUCUUUUUACUAAAAUAAAAUAAUCAAAUCAUUUAGCAUCAUGUUUGUUUGAUAGUUUAUGUCGAACUUAUCUGUAAAAAAAAAAGUACUAUCUUCUUCUUUUAGAAAAAUAAUAUUUUCUUACUCAUAUAGCUAAUGGAAAUCAGGCAAAACACGGGUAAUAUCACGCUGAAGUGUAAUUCUCAGGUAGAAAAAGAUUUUUAGUAGUUUCCAACAGUAAUCAUACUAUCAAGUGUUUUACUACUCAAUCUUCUGCGUCACUUCCCCAAAAACAUGGCUACUUAUAAAACCAUUUUCAACCAUAAUUAGAUAUCUUUAGAUAUUCUUGGUCCCCCAAUCAGCUCAUAAGCAAUAAUAUGUCCAGUCAAUUUAUUUAUUUUAUUUAUUAAUAUAAGUUUUAUAUUUGUCAGAUCCUCAAGUAUUUUGCUUCUUUACAGAUGCCGAUUAACAAAUAGAUGGCAAAAAAAUCAGUAGAUGGAAAAAUAGCCUCACGGUAAACAUAAACACACCAGCAUAUCAUUAAACAGAACUACAUAAAGACUGAUUAAGCCAAUCCAAUGUUUGCAGAUUGGCUCAUGAUGUUUAUAACAAAAGAAAAUGUACUGUCUUACGUAGAUAUGCAGCUACACUCAGGCUUUCCACUCUAAAUAAAUCAUCCAUGGUUGGUUUUUAAAACAUCCUCCUGCUCUUUAGCUUAGCGAUAAUGUACUCUGUGUGUCAGACAGAAAGAUGUGGUGCAUGCGAUGGUCGGGAAUGGAGAACAAAUGAGGAUUUGAGGAGGGUGGUUGAAGGGGCUUCCGCUGCCUGCCUGUCAUUGGCCAGGCAUGACGGCAUUCUCCCCCGAGACUCCCUCCUCCAUCCAUCCUGUUCUCCUCUCUGCUCUCAUCCCCCCUCCCUCCAUCUGUGUGCAACUCCCUCCCUCUCCUGCUUAGCAGUCGCUAUCCACAUCACAACAGGAGCAUAAGCUAUAGCGUUAGCAAUCUGGACCUGUUUUUUUACCAUUUUUUUCCUCUUCAUCUGUACCUCCCAUGGAUGCUUUCCGAGAGCUUCUCACCCACAGUUCUUCAUUCUUUGUCUUCUCUACCUGCUAUUGCUCUACCUCGCUGGCUAUGCAUUUCUUCAACACGCUACCUCUGUCCACCACCCAGACCUCUGCAAUGGAGCCGCCCCUGUUAGCUGCUAGCCGUUAGCUGUUAGCAUAACAAAGAGAAAGUGAGAGGUAGAGAAAGCGAGGAAGGCUGAGAGAGAGAAAACGAGAGAAGCCGUGGACAGGAAACACUGUGUGGUUUCUUUGCAUCGCCUCACCCCAGCUGCUGGCCAGGACCAUCACUCUUGAUAGCACAACAUACACACUUAGCCUCACAGUUGAGAGGCAGAAGUGACUUUCCAUUUGAAGGAGCUGACUCCCAUCUAAAGGAUCUACUGACCGAUACAGACCGGAUGCCUGGCUGCUGCUGAUGAAAAUCUGCCGGAGGGACAGACAGACAGACAUUGGGGUCCAUGCUGGAGCUGAUGACUGGACUGUGCUUUUACUGCUCUAUGUGGUUUGGAUCUGGUCAGACUUCAGAUCAGAGGGUUAUUUCAGUGAAGAGCAAAGACACAGGGAGGCUAUCGUGAUACACUUUCAUGCAUCAUUGGCUUACAUCUGACGCAACAAGUUCAGCAUCCACUGAGCCAUAAACGAACACAAAUGCAUCAUCAUCUCCUGAAGGCAGAAGAGUGCCAUCCACCCAUGCAAACAGACCACAUCUCGUCUGCUUCUGCCUCGUCAUCAGGACCGCUGGCUCAGGCUUAGACUGGGGCUCCUCAGAUAAAAGGAUUCAUACUGUUAUUUCAGGCCUUUCUGCAUUUCAAAGAAAGCUAAAAUCCUGCGCUUUGAUGUUUCGUCUCACAUGUUUCGUCUCACACGCCGAGCCUUGAGCAUUAAGGCCACUCGGUUGCGCAGACAGAGGGAGAUUUUCUCUCCAUCUUUGAACUCUUACCAACGAAGGAAAAAUAAAAAAGGUGGAGUACUCAGCCAUCGCUGCUGUUUGCCUGAGCAGCGGUCCGCCUGAGCAGCGGUCCACGUGUUGAGCAGCUUUGUUGCUUGGCAACAGCGUACUGGAUUGGAAUUGGUUGGGGGAGUUUGGCACGGGACGAUGAGAGUGGGUAGUGUGACUGGAUUUCAAAGGGAAUCUGGCAUCAGGUAGCAUUAUGCCGAAAGCAGCGUCAACACAUCAUUUUCUGACUGUUAUUUCGUGGCACCUCGUUACCGGGCUCUGACAGUGGUACAAGCUGAGUGGCCUCCACUGACGCCUUGUCCACUAAAUUCUGUGUUGCCUCUUUGAACUGGAUCAAUGUUAACGAUGCAUGCCUUGGAUGCCUGGUGCUGUCUCUGCUGAGUGGCUGUGUGUGUGUUCCCGUGAUCGUCUCUUCUUUCCGAGCUGGCGUCCUGAACAUCAGUCUGUUGUGACACUGACAUUAUCGGCAUCUCUUCUAAGACGGUAGAAGAAGACAGCGACCUCGAGACGGAUCUCGGCUCCCCUAAGUUGAACACAGUCUGCUCCCAGUGCAGCUGUCCUCAAACUCCAAGAAACCCACUGGGACGUUCGGACGACACGCUGGAGUCAUCUGCCACCCUGGCCCCGGAGCGGGACCGCCCCUCUCCCUCACCCUGCCCCACCCCGCCUCCAUCCCCUCCUCCCUCCCCUUCCCCCAUGCCUGCCUUGACCACGCGUCUGCCCCUUCCAGCAGUGCGCAGGGCGGUGGAGGAGGGAGAGGGAAAGUCGGAUGAGGGGGCCCAGAGCAGUCAGGCCUCAGAAGACUCGUACUGCAAGGUGAUGGAUCUCCUUGGGAUGGGACACCGGCUCUUCGUCCCUAAGUUGCUGGCGACGUCUAAAGAGGACCUCUUGCAGGCGGACUUUGAAGGGGCUCUCAAGUUCUUCAGAGUCCAGCUUCCAAAGCGCUACAGAGCUGCAGAAAACGCCCGCAGGCUUAUGGAGCAGGCCUGCAACAUCAAGGUUCCAACGAAAAAGCUGAAGAAGUUUGAGAAAGAAUAUCUGACACUGAGAGAGAGCCAGCUGCAACAAGAAGACCCCAUUGACCGAUUCCAGAGGGAGAACCGUCGUCUCCAGGAGGCCAGUAUGCGACUGGAACAGGAGAAUGACGACUUGGCCCAUGAACUGGUCACCAGCAAGAUAGCCCUUCGGAAUGACCUGGACCAGGCAGAAGACAAGGCCGAUGUUUUGAACAAAGAGCUGCUGAGCACCAAGCAACGUCUGGUGGAGACAGAGGAGGAGAAGAGACGACAGGAGGAGGAGACCGCUCAGCUGAAGGAAGUGUUCCGGAGGGAGCUAGAAAAAGCAGAGCUGGAGAUCAAGAAAACCACGGCGAUCAUAGUUGAAUAUAAACAGAUCUGCUCCCAGCUGAGCACCAGGCUGGAAAAACAGCAGGCGGCAACAAAAGAAGAGCUGGACAUUGUCCGGUGUAAAGUGAUGGGCUGUGACCACUGUAGGGACCUGUUCACAACGCUGGGGUCCCUUCAGGCUUCGUCCCCUGGCAGAGACAGGACGUCCACCGAGCCGUUGGACGAGGAGAAGGACGGACUGAAGGAGCAGCUGAGGCACCUGGAGCUGGAGCUGGCACAGACCAAACUGCAGCUGGUGGAGGCCAAGUGUCGCAUGCAGGAGCUCGAGCACCAGCGGGGAUUACUGAUGAACGAGAUCCAGGCGGCCAAGAACUCGUGGUUCAGCAAGACUCUGGGCUCCCUGAAGAGCUCUUCCUCCUCUUCCUCCAGCUCCACAUCCCAGACCCCCUCCUCUCCAAAGGACGGCCCUGCCUAGAGGACCCUCCCUCCAUCGCUCAUUCCCCUGCAGGAUGCACAUUAGAGCUGAGGAACACAAGUUGAAGAAACAAGCAGCAGAGAAAUGCAGUAUUCCUUUUUCCCCAGCCGCUGGCACAGCAGAGCUCACCAGCUACUUGGACUGCAUAUAUCUGAACGCAUGAGGAGGAAACGGGCGGAGGACUGGACCUGCCACCUGUCUUUCCCAAACUGUUUCUCCUUCACUGGUAAUGUGACGGGAGACGGUGCAUUAAUCAGUGAGGCUUGACGACCACUGAAUUCAAAUUUCAGUGUUUUUUUAAUUUUAUUUUAUGUUCAGUUGUUGCUGACACUGUUUUGUUGAGAUCUCAUUAUAGGAGAGCUGAAUUAACACAUACGAUGGCGUCCCUCAUGCAGGUGAAUCAUUUAGCUCCACCUUGUGACCAGAUAAUGCUACUGCAGUUAUAGUCAAUUUAUAUGUACGAGAUUAUGUUUUAGGUAGCAACAUUCAGUCUCACAAUUUGAACAAUAUUUCAGUGAUAGUGAUAGAGCUCCAGACGCAGAGAUAUUAUAAGUGUGCCGAAUAGAAAUAUUAGUGAUCUACAUUCACCGUCUUCAUCGCAGCAAAAACUCUGAAAAAAGGAAUACUGCAUUCAGUCUUAAAGGUCGACACAAAAGGUUGUAUUUCUUUAUAGUAAUAUAACGUAAGCAAUGUUGUCAUAUAAAUAUGUAUAACUAAUUAUUGAUUUUUGUAAUAAUCUUGUACAGUUCUUUAAGAGAAGAAAAAAAACACAAUGAGAAGUUCUUUUGUUCAUUUUUUUAUUUUUAUUUUUUACCGUUUGGAUUUUGAAUGUCAUCUCUCUAGAUGUUGACGUAAGCACAGUGUGUGAUCGAGUCGGUCGAAUCUAAAUGCUGACGAACCAAAGUGACAACCUGCAGAGAUCCUAAUGUCCCUCCUGUCUUUAUCUGGGUUGAAACGACUCACGGUGUGCAAGAGAACUCUAAAGAAACUUUAGUUCCAGUUCCAGCUCUUGCCUAUACAUCUUUAAUUCGCUUUUUUUGUGUUUCACUACAUGCAGAUUUCUAAUGUCCAGUCAUCGGUUUUUUUUUUAACAGCUAUGAUCACAACAGAAAGUGUCUCUUUUCCCUUUCUGGCUCCAUUCCGUCUUUUCAUAUUUUUGAUGAUGAUUCAGUUGUAAUUACUAUAAAACAAUGGCACACAUCUUCUGUGAUAAUGUGAGGUGCAUAUGUACGAGCUACAUAUUGACCUCAGUUGUAAAUGUUGAGUUUUGAAAAUGUUUUUAAAUGUGUCCGUUAAUCAGGUUGUUUUAAAGUGACCAAGUUGUCUCUGGUGUCUGCAAACGGUCAGUAUAGUUGGAGAUGUCCGGGCUUGUGAGUUUCUGGUAUUUGUUCUUUACAGACUGAGAUGUCGGAGAUGCACUCAGCUGUGGUAUCACUAGCGGUCGCUACCAGUCGGGUGCCGUGUAAGAGUAGUGAGUGAGGAGUGAGCAGGCAGUAGAUGGCGGUAUAAAACAAUAAAAGGUGUUUUGAGAAAGUGUGUCACUUGAGUUUACAGCCAUAAGUGAGCACCCAAUCUGUAAUGCAGUUUUGCAAACUCACUCGCUUACUUUCACACAUGCAACAUGCACAAUAAAUUGGGUAACUCUAUAGUACAGUGUAUGCUCUAAGUAUCCGUUUCAUAGCACAAUUCAUCCCUAAGUAAACGCCUAGCAUAACAUUAAUAAACAAGAUUAAGUUGCGGUGUUCCCCGUCAUUGCCAAACAGUUCUAAAGCCAUUUGCACAGCUGUCCAAACACCUUCUUUUCCCGUUGUCAGGUUAACACAACACACUUUUUAAUUAACUCUGCGCAAUGAGAACAGCAUAUCUCCCCUGUGUCCAUGGUGGACAGUUGGCUGUGUGGCUCAGUGCCAACACUUUAAUUUGUGUAUGCUUGACAAGUGCACGUCUCACUUAGGAGUAUAGUUACUAGUUCCUAGUAGUACUUUAACUAGUACUAUGUAGUUAAAAAGAUCUAACUGAACACAUGAGCUUUAUUGACUUUGAAAGAAAAUAAAUAAAAUUCAAUAACUACAAACGUGAUUACAUUGCUGGUUGCUAUUAUCUACAGUAAAUGUGAGGACCACAGCCAGUGAUAAAGGACACAUACAACGAUUAGCAGGCAGAGAGCUGCAGUGUAGGUGCCAAAUGUCCCGCUUUAUUCUCUGGUUGUCACUGAAAUCAGCCUUUGGACUCUGACCGAGCCCAUGUGUACUCGUUUGUGUUCCAGUGUGUUUUUCGAUGUGUGUAUGUACAAGUGUGUUCUGCGCUGUAACUCAAGUGGUUGAAGUUGAAAUGGUUUCUUCUUCACAUGGCUGCCUUUUCUGUUGAUGACGGAAGCUGUUGGCUGAUGAGAGGGAAGCCAUCUGACAGUUUGAGUUCCAGCUGUGCCAUAAGAGCUUCGCCUCUGCUCUGCUCCGUCCCCAAUGGUCUUCCUCUGUGCUCCCAAUGACCUGAACCAACCUCACCAACAACCAUGUCAUCUGAUCUAUUGACAGAUGUGCUCAUUAUCAUUUCUAACCCGGGGCCUCCCAGUACGACCACUGCUCUCUCAAUGGCCACUGAGCAGCUCUGUGGAAGGAAAUGCAUCAAUAUGAUGCAAAGGGAGAGGAAGGAUUCAUUGAAUCCCAGGAGGCUUUUGUAUUUCCAGGACAUUCCUGCUUACCUGUUGUUCAUCAUUCUUGUUGGUCACACCUGUGACAGUUGCAGUACAAAGUCGUACAACCAGUUUAAUGUAAGAUGUUGCCAAGCUGGAGAAAGCUCCUCGUCUUUUAUGUGCACUAACACAACAUCUGUAUUUUAAACACUAUUUCAAAAUGUGCGUAUGUUCAAAAGUUAUCCUGAGCACAGAGCAUAGUUAUUUUUUAACUUAUUGUCACUGAGAGGACGGCUGCCAAUGUAUAAUCCACUCUAAUUCAAUUGAUUUCAAUGAUGCAAAAGCAAGUCUGAUAAGAGGUGUGAUGUGAGUCCUGAUACACAGAGAGGGAUUGCUCCUCAGCUGGUCCGACUCCAACACUGUUUGCUGUACAAUAACUCUCUGACAUUAAUAAAUUUCAGUUUUUCUGUUCAUUCAUGCACUUUGAGCUUUUAUUGAUCAACAAAAUACUGACAAUAAAGGAUCUAAAUAAGGAA
Molecule: messenger RNA, 8036 nt
Organism: Anarrhichthys ocellatus (wolf-eel)
Lineage: Eukaryota; Metazoa; Chordata; Actinopteri; Perciformes; Anarhichadidae
Gene: rabgap1l
Product: RAB GTPase activating protein 1-like
Exons: 9
Coding region: 3744-4868 (374 amino acids)
Biological process (GO): regulation of GTPase activity
Molecular function (GO): small GTPase binding; GTPase activator activity
Source: RefSeq, a predicted model, not a curated record